This is a messenger RNA of Sclerotinia trifoliorum, 2695 nucleotides long. NCBI's taxonomy places the organism in Eukaryota, Fungi, Ascomycota, Leotiomycetes, Helotiales, Sclerotiniaceae. The record is from the annotation of a GenBank genome assembly.
AAGUAGCAAAGCAACUAAAACUUCAAAAAGUCUCAACAAAAGCUUCCACUCCUCGUCGCCGGGCUAUACGAUUCAUAACGGGCCAUUUAUAGUGACGAAUCCAUCAUUCUGAUCUUGUCAAUAUAAUCUUUCUCUGAACCAUGGCCGCUGGCUUUUCCAAUCCUAGAGUUUCAAAGAAUCCGCAAAAUACACAACUGAGGUAGCUUCAAAUUAUCCUUCGAGGAAAUAAUUUCUCUAACAUUCUUAGUUACGAAUUGCCACAUCGCAUUCAUACUACCAAAGUGUGCCCCUUACCCUCUCCCAAUGGAUCUACGAUUAUCUUACAAGGCAAUGAAAAUGGUGUGAAAAUUAUAUGGAGAGGUGGCAGACCUUUCAAAUUGCCGCAGGAAAUAACUCCAAAGGCUGCACAAACAAACGGGUCAAGUAAAGCUGUCAUAUCACUUGACUCGGAUGAGGAUGAACCCUCUAAAACACCUUUCGAGGAUAAACCCGAGUUCGAAGAUGAAGAACAGGAGAUUGACCCAAGAAGGCCAUACCCAAGCGUUUUGCAGACACUAGAUUUACAAUUUGGUACCGAUGUUCUUCAUAUCAGCGUUUUACCGAACUCGGUACUAAAAGCAAGUGGGGCACCCUGGCGUGGAAUCGAUCCAUUGAAACAAAAAAUUGUUUUCGCCGCAACCUGCGGUGAUAAUACUAUUCGACUGAUCACACUACCACUUACGCCGCCAUCUCCUCUAACUAAGGACCGUGAUGAAUUUCGACUUACUCCUGCGAUAGCAAACAUCGGAAAUGGAAAAUGGGGAGAGACUAUGAUUAUUUUGACUGGCCACCAAAAAACUUGUGACGGUGUAUCUAUGACCAUUGAUUUUGAGGGAAAGCAAUCUUCAACGAAAGACGAAUCAAAUACUGGACCAGAAACACAAAUCAUUGUUGCUUCACAUUCAAAAGAAAUUACUGGAUUAUUACAGCUAUGGCGCAUACCACUGCCGAUACCAUCUUCAUCAACUAUGAUAUUACCAUUCCAAUCCAUAUAUAUGCCAUCUCCGGCCGUCAGCAUUUCUUUCAACCCAUCAUUCUCAGAACAUCAUUCGAGUCAUUUACUUGUCGCCGAUAAUCUAGGCACUUGUCGAAUCUAUAACUAUAAGCUUCUAGUGAACCCAUCGGAAGAUCCCGAGAGUGCGAUUUCUGAGCAAGGAUCUUGGCUGAUAUCUUUAUAUCCUGGAUUUAAAAGUAUUAAACCUGAUUCACAAGCACCUCAAAAGAACACGUAUUCUGGAUUCGGUCGAAAGUUAGUCGUAGAUGCAAAAUGGAUAUACGGUGGUAAGGCAAUUAUAGCACUGUUGAAUGAUGGAGAAUGGGGCGUGUGGGACAUAUAUGGAGUAGGACCAGGCGCGAAAAGAGGUGUCCUUGGUCAGCAAUCCAUAAAAGGAGGUUCACGAACAGACUUCAACCUUACUGGUUAUGUUGAAGGUGCUACAAAAUCUAGCUCAAAAACCUCAGGUCCUCCACAAAUUGCCCAAUCAAAAUUCGCUCCCAUGACUCCUGGGACCCGUAAGACGACGGAUCUAUUCAGCAAUAAAGUUCAAUCCUCUGGUCCAAUUCGUGGAAGUAUAUCAGUACUCGAUGUCCCGUCGACAUCUACUCAUUUAGCAUUCGAAGAGUCCGUUCUUUUCUGGCUUGGUGAAUCAUACACCCUCAUCCCAUCUCUUUCGAAAUACUGGUCUGCCAAUCCCCGCAGGGGUCAAUCUUCAACAAACAUUUUCAACACAUCUCCUGGCUCUCGGCCCAUCAAGUUAGAACAUGUAGACCUAUUAGGUGAACGUUGCACUGGUAUCGAACAAGCUCCUAAAUCCUCAAUUUCAUCGCAAUCUAGGACUGAGAUAUCAAGCGAUAUUUUCAUAAUGGGUGAACACAGAUUUACCAUUUUCAUUGGCGGAAAAUCUGUAAGGCCAAAACCAAACCAGAAUGCAUAUGCAUUACAAUUGGUACGAAACGGAGAGGAUGAAGAUGAAGAUAUAGCGAACGAUAGAAUGAUAGGUGUGGGUAGCGGCGAAUUAGAUGUAAAUGAUAUUGAUAGGGCCUUAGCGAGGAUGGAAAAUAAUGAAAGGCCUGGUGGAAGAUUGUUAUUUGGUGGCAAAGGAAAAUGGUAGUAUAUGAAUGGCAGAGGAUGAGAGAAGAUAGGAAAGGAGAUCAUGAGAAAGAUAGAUACCCCGUGAUGUUUAAUUGGGAAUAUAGUUGUAUUCCCUGCUUUUUCCCUUUUCCCUUUUCGAUUUGUUCUUUUCUUUCAUUUUCCCUCCUCACUUUUCUGCUCAAACCCAAGUGACGAAUAGAAUAUUACGCAUCGUGACUACAUACACCAUCUCCACCAACCUCUUAAUCACACCUCCCCAACCCCGCUCUCCGCAAGGCAAGGUGGAGUACAAGGCGAGACUAUUCCUUGAAACUCUGUAAUCCAUGCGGUACAUCAAACCAAAACCUCAAAAUCAUAAGUCUCUUUCUUUUUCUAUGACCAUGGAUGAAUACCCAUUGCUCAUAGGGAGUAAAGAGAGCAGCGAUAUACUGGUACCUACUUUCUUUCGAGAAUGUGUGGAGGUGUAUGUUGUAGGGUGAGUUCUUCUACUCCUGCGCGUCUCGGUCGUUUGUUGCGAUGGCGAUGCUGACGCCGGUGUGGCGUGUGGGUGAUAUGGGACUUGUA